Paramecium sonneborni is the source of this 4117-nucleotide messenger RNA. NCBI's taxonomy places the organism in Eukaryota, Ciliophora, Oligohymenophorea, Peniculida, Parameciidae. The record is from the annotation of a GenBank genome assembly.
AUGACUGAUAAUCAUUCUUUCUCCAAUAUUUAAAACGAAAACUAUGAUUAACAAAGUUAUAUUCAAAAGAGAGAAGUUGUCACUACAAAUAAUAUGACAACAUUUGUUAUUGAUCAAUAAGAAGAUUAAUAAUUUGAAUAAAGACCUCUAUAAACUCCAAAUGAAGGCUAAGAAUAAUCCAUGCUCUCUAUUCCAGAAUAAGAAGAGGAAGAAGAGUAAAAAUUUCCUUUUUUUUUGGGAGAAAAUAACUGUUUUGUGUAAAAAUUAUUUUUUAUACACUUGACUUCUUAUUGCUUAUUUUUAAAAAAAAAUGUUUUAGAUAAAGGGGAAAAAAUUUGUGAUAAACACUUACCAAAGUUGUCGUUUUCAGAAAAUAUUAAAUAGACUGUUGAGUAGUCUUAAUAGAAAUUAGAAAGAAUUUAAUAUAUACAUUUCUACGAUUUAGUUAAACUUGUUUUUUUUGGAGAAUUAAAGUUUUUAACUUUAAUCAGUUGUUUAUCAUACUGUUGUGAAACUAUUGCAAAAAAUGGAAUUUCAGUAAUAAUGAGCUUAUUAAUCACUUCUGUAUCAUAAAAGAAAAUGGAUGAAGCAUAUAAUUAUGCAAUAGGUUAUAUUUUAUUGAGUUUGAUUGGAAUUAUCUUUAGACAUCAUGGCUCUAAUUUUUCUAUGAUAUUUUCAUCAAAAGCAAGAAUGAUGUUAGUAAACUUAGUUUUCAAUAAGUUGACCGAUUUAAGUUCUUUUUCAAUUAAAGAAGCUAAUAUUGGUAAGAUCCUAAACCUGAUUUCAGGUGAUAUUAAUUAACUUGAAUCAAUCCUUUAUAUGAUAUUUUAAAGUAGUGUAAUUUUACUGUCAGUUGGAAUUGGUUGCUAUAUUUUAUGGGUUAGAUUUAAUGGUGCAAUCGGUGUUUUAGUAUUGGCUAUUGUCUUUUUAGCGUACCCUAUUUAGAUUGCAUUGUAAUCAUUCAAUUCAGGAACUUUAAAACAAUCUAAGUAAUUUUAGGAUAAACGUUUAAAAUUAACGAAUGAACUUGUAGAAGGAAUACGAUUGAUUAAAAUGUAUGCUUGGGAAGAGGCAUUUUAUUAAAUGAUAUCUACUAUUAGAAAAGAUGAAUUCAAAUGCUUAUUUAAAAUAGCUAUUCGUUCGUCAAUUGACAGAUUAUUUACAAUAUUAUCUCAAAUUUGGUCAAGUUUAAUUUUUUUUAUAAUACUUCAUUAUUCUGGGUAUCGUGAGAUAAUGAGCGUUGCUGAAAUGAUAUCAACUCUAUAAUUAUUAUCUUCCUUUAAAAUUAGUUGUAUAUUAAUGGUAUCUUAUGCAAUUUAAUCAGCAAUAUUAAUUAAAAUAUCUUUUGAAAGGAUUACAAACAUUUUAAACAUCAAAAAUCGAGAAAUGGAAAAAGUUAAAGAUGAUCGAACUACCAUUAAGAAUCUCUAAAUAGAUGAAAAUUCUUAAAAUUUAAGAAUUUAAUUUAAUAAUUUUGAUGGAUAUUGGUAAAAUCCAGAAGUAUUAGAAUCGAAGCCAAUAUUAAAGGGAAUAUCAUUAGAUAUAUCAGAUGGAGAAUUGUGGGCAAUAAUAGGAAAAGUAGGAAGUGGUAAAUCUUCAUUAAUAAAUGCUUUAUUAUUUGAGAUGCCUUUUUAUAAGGGUGAAUUUCUGAUAAAUGGAAAAGAAGCUGAAAAAGGAACACUAAAUACUGCAUAUGUUGAAUAAGAACCUUAUAUAUUUCCAGGGACUAUUAGAAAUAAUAUUUUAUUUGGAAGAUCAUUUGAUAAAGUAUUAUACUAAAGAGUUAUCCAUGCAUCUUAAUUAGAAUAGGAUUUACUGUAAAUGAAAUUCCAUGAUUAAACUGAAAUAGGGGAAAGAGGAACCACACUUUCUGGAGGUUAAAAGGCUAGGUUAUCAUUUGCAAGAGCAUUAUAUUAACUGGCAGACUUAUAUUUAUUGGAUGAUCCAUUAUCCGCAGUUGAUGCACAUGUUGCUAGGAAUAUGUUUCAGACAGGGAUUAAAGAAUUCAUCUAAGAAUAUUAAGUUAUGAUGAAUCCUAAUAAGAAUAAGCCUAUUGUUGUUUUAGUAACCCAUUAGAUUUAGUAUGCUUUAGAAUGUGAUAAAAUAGCAGUAAUGAAUAAUGGAGAAGUAAUAAUGUCAGGUACAUUUGAAGAUUUGAAAACUAAAAUUGAUACAAUAAAUGAUGAUUUAGCAGGAUAAUUAUGUUAAUCACCUUCUCCUAAAUAAAGAAAAUUUAAAAGAUCAAUUAUUUCUCAUAGAUCUAAAAUAAGAAAUGCUAAAAUUAAUUCUCUUAUUGUUAAAGAAGCUGAUUAGUAAAGAUUAAUUAAUUUAAAAACUUAUUCAACUUAUUUUAGUUAUUGGAAAUUAUUAAUCUUUAUUUUAAUAUUAGGACUUGAAACGGGAUCAGAAGUUUUGAUAAUUUUUUAUUCUAGAAUCAUUUCCUUAUUUUAAUUUUAUAGAGAAUCAUGAUAUAGAUUAAGCCUAUUUAAUUUUAGGUCUUUUAACUCUAGGAUUAUUAAUUUGCAAUUUGAUGAAAUAUAUCUUAAAUUCUAUUUCAGUCUAAAGCACAACCUAAAAAAUUCAUAAUAAAAUGUUAAAUUCUUUAAUUAAAGCUCCAAUCUCUUAUUUUGAUGUGAAUCCAUCUGGUAGAAUAAUAAAUCGAUUUUCAAAUGAUUUAUCCUUAUGUGACUAUUCAACAAACACAGUAAUUUUAGAUGUUCUUGAAAUCAUAGGAUAUUUCUGCUUUGCUUUAGUAACCUUGGCUAUCCUAUAACCUUUUUUUUUAAUUAUGAUCGUUUUCAUCAUUAUUAUAGAUGUUUAUUAAUAUAUUUUCUUGAAGAAAAUAAUUAGUUAAUUGAAAGAGUUGGAGUUGAUGCAAAGAAGUCCUCUUUUUGAUUUUUUAAAAUAAACGCUCUCUGGAAUAGCUUAAGUUAGAGUGUACAAAUAAAAAGAAUGGUUUAGAAAUCAGUUUUUAUAAUUAUCAAAUAAAUGUAAUUUGAACUCUUUAACAUAUUAAUAUGCAACAAGAUGUUUUGGCUUUAAUUUAGAUAUUGUAGGUUGCAUAGCCUAAACAGUAGGAAUAUUCUUAUUCUUAUACUUUAAUAAUGAUAAUAUUCCUGUACUUGCAUAAGGUAUAUUAAUGCUAACUACUUAUAACGAUGGAUUAUAAUAUGGCUUAAGAUAAUUGAUCAAUUUUGAGACUUAAAUGAAUUCCUAUAAUAGAAUGUUUUAAAUUAUUGAUAUAAAAUCAGAAGCACCACAUACAACCAAAGCAGAUUAGCAAUAUUCAAAUUUUCCAUAGAAUGGUGAUGUUACAUUUGAUAAUAUUCAUAUGUAAUAUAGAGAUAAUUGUCCCUAUGUUUUGUAAGGACUUACAUUUAAGAUUAAAAGUGGAGAAAAGAUAGGUUGUGUAGGGAGAACUGGAGCUGGGAAAUCCUCUAUUAUAUAAGCUAUUUUUAGAAUGAAUGAGAUUGAUAAAAGCUUUAUUUCAAAAUUAGAAAUUGCUAAUGUUGACAUUUAAACCUUAGGAUUGCAUAAAUUAAGGAGUAGUAUUGGAAUCAUACCAUAAUCUCCUUUUUUAUUUUCUGGAACUAUUCGUUAAAAUUUAGAUCCCCUUUAAUAAUUUAAUGAUGAUCAAUUGUGGAUGGCUUUAGAAGAUUCUAAUUUAACUAAUUAUGUUAAAUCUUUGCCAAAAGGCUUAGAUUCAAAUAUUGAAGAUGUCAAUUCUGUUUUUUCUGUAGGCUAAAAAUAAUUGAUUUGUCUUGCCAGGAUUAUUUUAUCUUAAAAAAAGAUAAUUGUAUUAGAUGAGGCAACUGCAAAUGUUGACAUGUAAACAGAUGAAUUUAUUUAAAAUACUAUAAAAAAGAAGUUUCAAAAUUCUACUUUGAUUACUAUUGCUCAUAGAUUAAAUACAAUUGCAGAUUAUGAUAAAGUUAUGGUGAUGUCAGAUGGAAAAGUAAUUGAAUUUGAUUCUCCUUUCAAUCUUUUGGCUUUAUCAAAUUCAUCAAUUUCAAUAGAUAAGCACUCAGAAUUUUCUAGAUUGGUUGUAAACACUGGUGAUGAAAAUGCUUAAUAAAUCUUUGAUAUAUCAAAAUAAUAUCAAAAUAUUAAUGAUUGA